Molecule: messenger RNA, 960 nt
Organism: Ogataea parapolymorpha DL-1
Lineage: Eukaryota; Fungi; Ascomycota; Pichiomycetes; Pichiales; Pichiaceae
Exons: 1
Coding region: 1-960 (319 amino acids)
Biological process (GO): conversion of methionyl-tRNA to N-formyl-methionyl-tRNA; biosynthetic process
Cellular component (GO): mitochondrion
Molecular function (GO): methionyl-tRNA formyltransferase activity
Source: RefSeq, a predicted model, not a curated record
AUGCUUAAAAUCGCGUACUUUGGGUCUGACAAGUUUUCGAUCCGGUGUCUGACGCAUUUGCUUCCCAAAUACGCCGAUGCGAUCACCGUGGUUGCACGGAAGGCCAAGCUGAGCGGCCGUGGGCUCAAACAGUACAAGGAACCGCUCAUCGUGAGGUACGCCAACCAGACAGGCCUGCCGCUAGUGCGUGCAGACGAACGCGCCGACUUCGAGCGGCUAAGAGGCCAGUUCGACAUCUGCGUGGCUGUGUCGUUUGGCCUUCUCAUUCCGGCCUCCUUCCUCGAGUCGCUCCAAUACCCGGGUCUCAACGUGCAUCCGUCGCUGCUGCCAGCGUUCUCCGGGCCGGCCCCUAUGCAACGCGCGUUGCUCAGCCACCAAAAUUACACCGGUGUCUCCUUACAGACGCUCGAUAAGAAGAGGUUCGACCGUGGACGCAUUCUGGCGCAGGAUAGGCAAGAGAUCGCCGAAACAGAGACCCUGGACUCUCUGUGCGAGAAACUGGCGGACGCCGGUGGCCAGCUGCUGAAAAAUUCUUUGGACACUGGCCUGUACAAGCCGCAAAAUUACCCUUCUUUCGUUUCACCUGAAAGCUACUCGUACGCGGCGAAAAUAAUGCCUUCAGACAAACGCAUCGACUGGAAUAACUUCACCACAAAACACAUCCUACGGCGCCAGAACACGCUCGGCCAGCUCUUCGCAAACAUCCAGGCCGUCUCCAAGGAGAAUCAGCCCAUCCUCAAACGCGUUUAUCUGCCAAAUUUGCAACCAGCUACCACACGCGACGAGUCUGCACAGCCAGGACAAUUCUCUCUCAAAGACGGAAAAUUGACUGUGGCCACCCUAGACAGCGCCGUCGAGUGCGUGACCGCAAAACUGGAGGGUUUUAAGGCGGAGUCUGCGGCAAAAUUCAUCAACAGCCUACAAAAACGUACCGGACUUGUAUCUAGUCAUUUUUUAUAG